AUGUCUGCAUUUCCGUAUUUCGGAUUCCGUGCGAACGUUGUGCCUGGUCCUUCCAGGGCAGAGGUGUUAGAGGAAGAGGAGGGUGUGGAGGAGGAUGUGGGGGUUUUGGAGGUGUUGAGCUCCGGGGGCUCCGUGGCGGAGGGGUUGAUUGGAGAGGAGUUGACGGGAGAGGAGCUGGCUGGAGAGCCAAUGGAGGAGGUUGUGAAGGCGCCGGUGGCCGCAGUGCCAUUGGCGUCUGUGGAGCAGGGGGAGCGGGUGCCCCGGACGGUGGAGGAGUGGGGGGAGAAGAUGGGGGGGAAUGCCUUCGUUAACCGGAUGUGCCGGAGAAUGGGUAGGUUGAUGGGGGAGGGGAGGAGUGAGGAGGCAAAUGUUCUGUGGGAUAGGCAUUUGCCUAUACCUCUGCGCCCAAAAUGGGUGCCGGUAAUUUACGAAUACCGGAAGGAGUAUUGGGUGAGAUUUGCGCUUCUAGCGUUUUUCAACUUGAGAUUCGCGCUUUUGGCGUUUGGGAGUUUUCUGUGCUUGUCGCGCUUUUUGUCGAUAUCCCAUUAA
Histoplasma mississippiense is the source of this 549-nucleotide messenger RNA. RefSeq lists its product with no specific name. The record is from RefSeq and is a predicted model, not a curated record. The transcript is spliced from 4 exons. Lineage: Eukaryota; Fungi; Ascomycota; Eurotiomycetes; Onygenales; Ajellomycetaceae. Bases 1 to 549 code for a protein of 182 amino acids.